Molecule: messenger RNA, 960 nt
Organism: Quercus lobata
Lineage: Eukaryota; Viridiplantae; Streptophyta; Magnoliopsida; Fagales; Fagaceae
Exons: 4
Coding region: 1-960 (319 amino acids)
Source: RefSeq, a predicted model, not a curated record
AUGAUUUCUGACAGAACUGGAUGGACGGCGAAGCACUUCGUUAACGCCACGUUGGGCAAAUUCGAACACUGCUUGGUCUCCCUCAUUCUUUUCGGCGCUGUUUUCUGGCAUCCCAUUUUUCCUCUGCCAAUCUUUAGAGCUUUUUUUUCUCUGCCGACCACAUUUCUGUGCGCUUGCUUACCCAGUGUUCUUUUCCUCCUUAGAACCCAAAACGGCAAAGUGUUUGUGCAGGACCUCAGAGUCGUCCACGCCAAAGACUUAAACUUCGUCCUCCGCUCUGAGAUAUACGUGCAUUGGGACGGGCAACUCCGGGCUUCGCAUUUGAUCCUCGGUGUGGAGCCGGUUUAUUCUACUUGGCAGCCGUUCAAGCAGGCCCUGAUAGUUGACAGCCCCCUGCUGUCGUAUAUAGACGUUCGGUACGUGAACUUUUUACCGCCGAGUCUUACAACCGGGGAAGCGAGGGAAUUUGGCCGGCGGGUUACUCGCGCAGACGAGCUAGCCCCUUUGAGAGACGAAUCCGCGGAAAAAGCAUCCCGGCGUAUCAGGGAGUUAGCCCACGAAGCCGUGCAGCAAGGCCAAGCGCAAGAGCAGCCAAUCCCCGAGAAUCCGGCCGCCGUGAACCAACAACAAGUGAUAGAAGCGGCCGCCCUUUUAGCUAGAGCUGCCCGGCCUAAGGGAAAGAUGGUAUCUAGAAAAGUGCUGUCGGUAGAACGGUUUGUGCCCGGUGCCAGACAAUCCAAUCAGCCCCCUCCUCCCGAGGGCCGGGGUCAAGUGCCGCAGCCUUCACCCCCACCGCAGGCCGGACGUGCCCGGAAGAAGCAAAAGGUCACCGAUCAACCUUCCACUUGCCCGGGCGAGGUCGCUGCCCAGACUCCUCCCCGUCCAACAGGUGGUAUUGUUAUCCAUCCUUCUGGACGGCAAACCAUUGCCGUCAACCGCCUGCAUUCGGAUGUGGGAUAA